Messenger RNA from Ceratitis capitata (Mediterranean fruit fly), 1925 nucleotides. RefSeq names its product transcription factor grauzone-like. The transcript has 5 exons. Gene Ontology annotation, cellular component: nucleus. Gene Ontology annotation, molecular function: DNA-binding transcription factor activity; zinc ion binding. The coding region runs from base 166 to 1776 and encodes 536 amino acids. NCBI's taxonomy places the organism in Eukaryota, Metazoa, Arthropoda, Insecta, Diptera, Tephritidae. The record is from RefSeq and is a predicted model, not a curated record.
AUCGCUAAAUUAUUAAAUAGUGAAUCCCAACACUGAACAAGAAAUUCGUCGAAAUAUUUACAAAUUGGCAGCAUUACCAUCAAUAAAUUAACUUCUGCAGUAAUAAAAUUGUUGUUUUCUGUGAAAAACAAUAAAUUAUAUUGAAUAGUUUUUUUAUAUACAAGGAUGAUAUGCCGGCUUUGUUUAAAAGAAGCCGAUUGUUGUCUGGAAAUUUUCGAUGUUAAUGGCGAACAAUUAGGAAUAGCAGAAAUACUAAAGAGACACUUUUGGUUUCAGCCUCUACCCAGUGACACCAUAUCCACAGUGAUAUGCCGUAUUUGCUGGUUAAAAGUAAGUGAUUUCCAUCAAUUCUACUUGACUGUGGAGCAAGCACAUUCCUUACUGAACGGCAUCGAUGUGAAGCACGAGACUGUAACAAUGGUGAUAAAUACGGUGGACUUUGUCCAAGAAUCCAUACAAAUUAAGGAAGAAAGUUUGGAAUUUUUACAUAAUGCCGAACAAAUUGAGGAAGUUGUUAACCCUUUGUAUGAAGCGGAAAUGGAUACCAGUAAGAAUGAGGAUUCGGAAAAUGAAGUAAAGCUGGAUGAAGUUAAAGAGGAAACCAUUGUCACUAAGCCAGAUAGCGAGAAAACUACAGAUAAUAGUAAAGUAACAAGUGCAAAACGGAAAUAUGUGCGAAAGAAAACAAAUGCACCAAAGAAAGUGGCCAAAAAAGAAGUGGAAGAAGAUGAUAAGGACAGUGAAGAGGAUGAUUAUGAACCAGAAAAGCCGAGGCGUGUUAAAGUUAUAACAUCAUCCCCGCAAGAUGAUGAAAUGGUGAAAAAACAUAUUCCGAUGGGUUGUGAUCUUUGUACGUUUGUGGGUGAAGAUUAUAUCGACAUGUCUAAACACUUCCGUUUACAGCAUCCGAAUAUUAAACCAUACAUUCGCUGUUGCAACAGGAAAUUAAACAAGCGUUUUAAAGUAGUACAACAUGCUUAUAAGCAUGAGGACCCAGAAUUUUUUAAGUGUCAGGAUUGUCAAAAAGUGUUCGCUGAUCGAUACACUUUAAAGUAUCACAGAAACGCCGCACAUGCACCAGAAGAAGACCUUCAUUUCGCUUGUGACCAAUGUCCAAAGAAAUUUGCACGCAAAUAUUUAUUAGAAUUGCAUGUCCCCUCGCAUGUACCAAUGGAAGAGCGUUCUUUCAUAUGUGAUCAAUGUCCGAAUAGUCGAUUUGCUAGCAAUCAUCUGUUGAAAAUUCACAUCAGCAUGCGUCAUCGUCGUGCAACGAACGUUUGCCAUGUAUGCGCUAAAGAGAUAAGAGAUAGGGCAUCAUUUGAGAAACACGUACGUUUGCACUUCGAAGAUAGUGGGCCCCGUGUUAAAUGUCCACGACCCGAUUGUGAUAGUUGGCUCAAGGAUGAAGAAAAUUUGCGACAACAUAUGCGUCGACACAAUGACGAAGGUUUGACGUUUAAAUGUGAAGAAUGUGGACGUACUUGCAAAAAUCGUCGUGCUCUUCGUAGUCAUAUACUAUAUGUACACUCAAAGGAAGUCUUCACUUGUGAAGAAUGUAAUAAAACAUUCAAAAAAGCCAUAACAUUGAGGGAACAUAUGGCUCAACAUACUGGAGAAAGUCUUUACAAAUGCCCAUUCUGUACGCGCACCUUCAACUCAAACGCCAAUAUGCAUUCGCAUAAGAAAAAAAUGCACCCAGCAGAGUGGGAUAUUUGGCGUAAAACUAAACAGGGAAGUUCACAGCGGUUGAUAAGCAAGCAACAAACCUCUUUAUAAGAGGAAACUUAUUUAGCAUAGCUACUGGAAUUGUUUAUAUUGCUUUUUGGCCGAGUUCUUAGCUUUAAAUAAUAGUGUAUUGGUUAAUUUUUCUAAACAAAUUUCAAUUAUACUUGUGUAUGUAUAUAUGUACAUAUAUUUGAAACAUU